UCUCAGGUCUGUCAGAGUCAGUCUGCCUGAACGAAGGAGCGGGUGAGUGAGUGAGAGAGAGGGAGAGAGAGCAAGGAAACAAAGCCGGGGGAAUCAUGUCUGACGCCGAACCAGCCCUGCCCCAGGACCAGACCGGCUGCGCUGUCUGCUCGGCGCCCAUGAAGGCCCCCCCGCCCUGCGGCCACCAGGUGUGUGCGUCCUGCCUGGGAGGGGGGGGCUGUCCCAGGUGCCAGAGCCCCGACCCCUCCCGGCUGAACGGGACAGGAGAGGGGGACGACGGGGACCUCUCUGUUAUCAGCACAGAGGAGCAGGGGAAGGUGGAGUCAGACCCCAAGAGCGCGGAUGAGGCCAAGAUACAGGAGGACCUGCGGGAACCGGAGGACCCCGAAAAACCAGAGGACCCCGAAAAAGCGGAGGACCCUGAAAAAGCGGAGGCCCCCAAAGAAGCGGGGCCCGGUGAGGAGGUGGGGGAGGCCCCCCCAGGGCCGGACGAUGUGGUGUGCGACUCCUGCAUCGAGGCCCCCCGCCGGGCGCUCAAAUCCUGCCUCACCUGCAUGGUGUCGUACUGCCAGGCUCACCUGCGCCCCCACCUGGAGAACCCCAAAUUCCAGAACCACCGGCUGGUGGAGCCGCUGAGGGACAUCGAGAGGCGCACCUGCGAGGCCCACAGGCGGCCACUGGAGCUGUACUGCCAUGCCGACGCCUGCUGCCUCUGCCAGGACUGUGCCAGCGAUGAGCACCACGGCCACAACACCCUGCCCGUCAGAGACGCCCGCCGGGACAUCGAGAAAGAGCUGCGAGAAAAACAGAAGGAGAUGCUGAAGACCGUGACCGCUGCGGAAAACGCCAUCAACAAGCUGCAGACCAACACAGUCACCAUCGAGAACUCUGUGACGGAGGUGCGCGCAGUGAUUGUGCAGCAGUUCUCCGAGCUGCAGGUUGCCGUGGAGAAGGCCCAGCGGGAAGUGAUGGAGAUCCUGGAGGGCGAGGAGAAGCAGGCGGUGAGCCAGGCGGAGGGGAUCCGGGCUCACCUAGAGCAGAAGUGCGGCGAGCUGAAGAAGACCCAGACGCAGGUGGAGAAGCUCUCCAAGAACAAGCACGACGUCGACUUCCUCCAGGAGUACUCGGAGUGGAGGAAGGAGAGCGUGGACGUGUCCCUGCCCGGGGUCUACAUCGGGCUGAUGGACCGGCUCACCAUGUUCAGCCAGGUGGUGACCGAGUCCACCCGCGAGCUGUGCUCCACGCUGCUUUCCGCCUACCGGGACAAGCUGAAGGAGACCUGCAGGAACGACAAACUGGGGAUAAAAACCACUGUCCACGCCAUCAUAGCUGCUCAGAACCACAGCUCUGUGCCUGACCCAAAGACCAGAGAGGACUUCCUGAAGUACGCCACGCCUCUCAGCUUUGAUGCUGACACCGUGCACAAGUUCCUGCGCCUGACGGAGGAGAGCAGGAAGGCCACCAACACCACGCCCUGGCAGCACGGGUACCCGGACGUGCCCGAGCGCUUCGAGCACUGGCGCCAGGUGCUGGCGGCCGAGAGCUUCUACCUGGGCCGGCACUACUUCGAGGCAGACGUGAGCGGGGAGGGCACGCAUGUGGGCCUGACCUACAAGAGCAUCGACCGCAAGAGCCAGGAGAGCAACGGCUGCAUCACGGGCAACGGCUUCUCCUGGUGCCUGCAGUGGAACGGGCGUGGCUUCUCCGCCUGGCACAGUGACGUGGAGACGCCCCUGAAGGUGGAGAGGUUCACGCGGGUCGGGGUCUACGUGGACUUUGCCAAGGGCGUACUGGCCUUCUACGGCGUGGGCGACUCCAUGGCCCUCAUCCACCAGUACCAGGCCGAAUUCCUGGAACCCCUGUACCCCGCCUUCUGGCUCUCCAAGAAGGAGAACGUGGUUGUUCUGGUGAAUCCUGGGGACUCCCUGCCCCUGAAGAGCCCCUCUCCCCCCUCCACACCCCCCAGCCAAACCACGGCCCCUCCACCACAGCAGCAGUAGAUUUCCAGACUGCACCUCAGAACUCUCCCCCCCUCCCAGCCCCAUUCGCAGAUCUUUACUGAGUCAGAACAUGCACCCUGUAAAGACUGUAGGAUGGCAAAGAACUUGGAUCUUGAGAAAAACAGAACAGAACUGAAAAAGUUAAAUUCAUUAACACUUAAACUGAAGUGGGUCUUAUGUUCAUUCAUAAAACCCAUUCAUAACACCUUAAUAAGCAUUAAAUAGUUCAUCAUAAAUAUUGUCAUGAGCAUAAAUUAAUAUAUUAACCAGUUUAUAACAACUGUUUUUCAUAGGAAGUAUGGCAUAUGAUGUUAUAAUGUUUAUUAGUGCCUCAUGACCGUAUGUUACAAGUAAUAAGCUGGUCAUAUUGUUUAUGGGUGCAUUUGGCAAUGGUUAUGGCCAUUAUUUAGAACUCAUUAAGCCUUAUAAAUUCUUAUAAUGCUGCAAAAGGCCCAAAUGAAGAUAAAUCUACAUACAAACAAAAAAAAUGUUCUAAAAAACAUACUGAAUUCUUUUCAAACGUGACAUGGUUGUCAGCCUUUUUUCAGAAAGAUUCAAUCUAGCAAGAGUCCUUGGUUCCAGGCUCUUCAGCUGUUAUUAGAGAAGGUGUAUGGGACUUUUGAAACCUCAAAUGAGGUGCCUAAAAGAGGCUUUCAUCGGACUUUAUUACCUUUUGUUUACAUUGGUUACAUAAUCAACUGUACGGUAUGCAACAAAAAUGUGACGGGUCUCUGCAAUUAUCGAUUAACCAAUGCAAUCCAGAGCAGACUCUUCCACUGUGACUGUUAUUGGGAUACCAGUGUUUCUCUCUGCUCCCUCUCUUCGGCAAAGUGCCAAAGCUGCUGUUACCUUUGUUCAGUGCACUGUGACUUUCUGGUUGACUCUCUGUGUGACUGCAAACCUGUGUUUGGCAAUAA
Molecule: messenger RNA, 2917 nt
Organism: Megalops cyprinoides (Indo-Pacific tarpon)
Lineage: Eukaryota; Metazoa; Chordata; Actinopteri; Elopiformes; Megalopidae
Gene: trim16
Product: tripartite motif containing 16
Exons: 6
Coding region: 96-2000 (634 amino acids)
Molecular function (GO): protein binding; zinc ion binding
Source: RefSeq, a predicted model, not a curated record